GGGGGUGGGUGCUUUGUUUUCGAAACUGUUUGUAACUGAUCAGGUGGAAAUAUACAAAUAAAAAAUAAUCGCCUGCAUGUUUCGACAAGGCUUUUUUUUACACUUCUUAAUUUAGUGGUGAGCUAACUAGGUGCCAGUGUAAUGGAUUCGCGGGUGUCGGAGCUUUUCGAAUCGGGAUCUGGACAGAAGUCUGGACCUCCAGGAGGAGUUGGGUCUAAUCCAGGAAAUGGUUUCGGAAACGUCUCUAAAAAAGCAUCUUCAAAGAAUAACAAGAAAGCAAGGGGCAGAUCCUCCAGAGGGUUCAAACCGAGCAAUAAUCCCCCCUAUCUACCUCCGGAGGCUGAAGAGGGAAAUAUAGAGUACAAGCUGAAGCUAGUGAACCCUACACAACACCGCUUUGAGCAUCUGGCCACACAAAUGAAAUGGCGUCUGCAAGAGGGACGGGGGGAAGCUGUCUAUCAAAUUGGUGUCGAGGACAAUGGCAUGUUGGUGGGCCUAUCAGAGGAAGAUAUGAGGGCAUCACUAAAGACCCUCCAUAGAAUGGCAGAGAAAGUUGGAGCUGACAUUACUGUCCUCAGAGAACGAGAGGUGGACUAUGACUCUGAUGUUCCUCGUAAGAUUGCUGAAGUGCUCAUUCGCAAAGUGCCAGAUGACCAGCAGUUUCUGGAUCUGCGAGUUGCCGUACUGGGUAAUGUUGACUCGGGUAAAUCCACACUGCUGGGCGUUCUGACACAGGGCGAGCUUGACAAUGGACGGGGGCGGGCAAGACUCAACCUCUUCAGACAUCUCCAUGAAAUCCAGACUGGACGUACUUCCAGCAUUAGCUUUGAGAUCCUUGGCUUCAACAGUAAAGGAGAGGUUGUGAACUACAGUGAGUCUCGGACAGCAGAGGAAAUCUGUGAGAGUGCAUCCAAAAUGAUCACAUUCAUUGAUCUGGCAGGCCACCACAAGUACCUCAAGACCACCAUCUUUGGCCUAACCAGUUAUUGCCCAGAUUUCGCCAUGUUGGUCGUCAGUGCAAAUACUGGAAUCGCUGGUACAACACGGGAGCACCUGGGGCUUGCCCUGGCCCUGAAGGUGCCAAUCUUCAUUGUGGUCAGUAAGGUGGACCUUUGCACACGGGCCACUGUGGAGCGCACAGUACGGCAGCUGGAGCGUGUCCUGAAGCAGCCGGGCUGCAACAAGGUGCCUCUGGUUGUAUGCAACACAGACGACGCCGUCACAGCAGCACAGCAGUUUGCCCAGUCCCCCAACAUCACGCCUAUUUUCACCUUGUCCAGUGUGUCUGGAGAGAGCCUGGACUUGCUCAAGGUCUUCUUCAACAUCAUCCCUCCCCUCAGCAACAGCAAGGAGCAGGAGGAGCUUAUGCAGCAGCUGACAGAGUUUCAGGUGGAUGAGAUAUACACAGUGCCUGAGGUGGGGACGGUGGUGGGAGGGACUCUAUACAGUGGUAUCUGCCGUGAGGGAGAACAGCUGGUCGUAGGGCCUACAGACUCAGGCCAGUUCCACAAGCUCACCAUCGGCAGCAUCCAGAGAAACCGCUCAGCAUGUAGGGUGCUCAGGGCUGGCCAGGCAGCCACGCUUGCGCUUGGGGAAUUUGAUCGGUCGCUUCUACGUAAGGGCAUGGUGAUGGUGAGUCCAGAGAUGGACCCCACUAUCUGCUGGCUGUUUGAGGCUGAGAUCGUACUACUGUUCCAUGCCAAAACCUUUCAUAAGGGCUUUCAGGUCACUGUGCAUGUUGGCAAUGUAAGACAGACCGCUACUGUGGUGGCUGUGCAUGGCAAGGAGGAGCUGAGGACAGGGGAGAAGGCGGUAGUUCGCUUCAGGUUCAUCAAACACCCAGAAUACCUAAAGGUGGGAGCCAAGCUGCUCUUCAGAGAGGGUGCGACCAAGGGCAUUGGCCAUGUCACCAAGCUACAGCCAGUCUCUCAGUACCGCCCAUCCCACAGUGAGGACGAGGUAGCCUAGAAGGCCAUCUCGCCCAUCCCACAGUGAGGACGAGGUAGCCUAGAAGGCCAAAAAGAACACAGGGUCCAGGAGAA
Messenger RNA from Lampris incognitus (smalleye Pacific opah), 2042 nucleotides. It is a transcript of the gene gtpbp2a, whose product is annotated as GTP binding protein 2a. NCBI's taxonomy places the organism in Eukaryota, Metazoa, Chordata, Actinopteri, Lampriformes, Lampridae. Gene Ontology annotation, molecular function: translation elongation factor activity; GTP binding; GTPase activity. The transcript is spliced from 12 exons. Gene Ontology annotation, biological process: translational elongation. The record is from RefSeq and is a predicted model, not a curated record. The coding region runs from base 142 to 1968 and encodes 608 amino acids.